AUGGCUUUUGGCAAUAACCAAGAACCAAACGAUGAGAUUCUAAAGAAUGUUUGGGAAAAUUUCAUCAGAAAACCAGAUCAAACCAAUGAAAGAUCAAUCCCUGUUCAAGAAGUUUCUAGAACUUGGGAAGCAUUGCCUACCCUUGAUGACAUUCCAGAAGGUUCAAAAGAAAGGCUUCUAAGCCUAGAUAUGUCGAUGGAGGCCAAUGAAUGGACAGAGAUUCUCGACAUGAUUGCUUCUUUCCCAAGCAAAACCAAUCAUGACACAUUAACGAACCCUAACGGUUCAUGUUCUUUGUCUUCUCCGGUUUCUUGCAAAAGAAGAAAAUACAGGGGAGUACGGAGGCGUCCGUGGGGGAAAUUCGCAGCGGAAAUCAGAGAUUCGACGAGAAACGGAGUUAGGGUUUGGCUCGGGACGUUUCAGACCGCAGAAGAAGCAGCUAUGGCUUAUGAUAAAGCCGCGGUUAGAAUUAGAGGAACUCAAAAAGCUCACACAAAUUUUCAACUCGAGACGGUUAUAAAAGCGAUGGAAAUGGAUUGCGCCACGAGUUACUACCUGAUGAACAGCUCAAUUAUGUCUCAACCGUUAAGAAACCGCUGCGAAAUUGAAUUGAAAACUGGAAAAGAGGAUAUUAUUAGGGCAUGUGAUAAAGUCGUUGAUGGGAUGUUUGAAAACCGUUGUGUCCCAAGUUGUUGUUGUUUAACUAAAGAGUACUCGAAGACUUGUGGAUUGCGUGGGAUUGAAGAAACUUGGUUAGGUUCAAGAAAGAGACAAAUGAGUGAUGAAGAUUGUAUGUUUCAAGAUGUUGAGAUGAAGAAGAUGGUUAGUGGAGAAGAAACAUUAUGUGAUGUGUUUGGUAUGUUUGAGUUUGAGGAUUUGGGAAGUGAUUAUUUAGACACGUUAUUAUCUUCUUUUUGA
Messenger RNA from Arabis nemorensis, 918 nucleotides. NCBI's taxonomy places the organism in Eukaryota, Viridiplantae, Streptophyta, Magnoliopsida, Brassicales, Brassicaceae. The record is from the annotation of a GenBank genome assembly.